CUCUCUCUCUCUCUCUUCUCUCUCUCUCUCUCUCUCUCUCUCCCCGGGAACACGCUGACCCUUCCCUGACGAUUUUCAGCCUGCGAGUCGGGAUGGAAGAGCAGAAGCCGCUUGAUGCAGGCCCGGGGAGCCGGGGGUGCCGGCGGAGGAGGAGGCGGAGGAGGUGGAGGCGGCGGAGGAGGAGGAGGAGGAGGUGGAGGCGGCGGGGGAGGAGGCGGCGGCGGCGGCGGGGUAACGAUGUCUGUGCACCCGGCGUCGGCCGGCCUACAGCCCCUGACGACCCAUCUCCGCGAAAGCCCCACAGAUAAUGGGGACGGGAGGAAGCAAGACAUCGGGGACAUUCUCCACCAGAUCAUGACCAUCACCGAUCAAAGUCUGGACGAAGCACAAGCCAAGAAACACGCGCUGAAUUGUCACAGAAUGAAACCUGCCCUCUUCAGUGUUUUAUGUGAGAUCAAGGAAAAGACGGGCCUGAGCAUCCGCAGCAGCCAGGAGGAGGAGCCAGUGGACCCCCAGCUGAUGCGGCUGGACAACAUGCUGCUGGCGGAGGGCGUGGCCGGACCGGAGAAGGGGGGUGGCUCAGCGGCAGCCGCGGCGGCGGCGGCUGCCUCGGGCGGCGUCUCCCCCGACAACUCCAUCGAGCACUCCGACUACCGGGCGAAGCUGGCCCAGAUCCGGCAGAUCUACCACACAGAGCUGGAGAAAUACGAGCAGGCCUGCAACGAGUUUACCACACACGUGAUGAACCUCCUGCGGGAACAGAGCCGGACACGGCCGAUCUCUCCCAAGGAGAUCGAGAGGAUGGUCGGGAUUAUCCAUCGGAAGUUUAGCUCCAUCCAGAUGCAGCUAAAACAGAGCACGUGUGAGGCGGUCAUGAUCCUGAGGUCAAGGUUCCUCGACGCCAGGAGAAAACGACGUAACUUCAGCAAGCAAGCCACAGAGAUCUUGAAUGAGUACUUUUACUCUCACCUCAGUAACCCCUACCCCAGCGAGGAGGCCAAGGAAGAACUGGCUAAGAAGUGUGGCAUCACUGUGUCGCAGGUCAGUGUAUCCCAGGUGUCCAACUGGUUUGGAAACAAGCGCAUUCGGUAUAAGAAGAACAUUGGUAAGUUCCAGGAGGAGGCUAACAUUUACGCUGUUAAGACCGCCGUCAAUGCGACUGCUGCUUCUCAGAACAGUCAAGCAAACUCGCCCACCACUCCCACCUCCGCAGGUUCCUCAGGCUCGUUCAAUCUGUCCGCUUCUGGGGACAUGUUCAUGGGAAUGCAGGGCUUAAACGGGGAUUCCUACCCAGGGGCACAGGUGGAGUCACUCCAUCACUCCCUGAACCAGCCCUACGGGGAAGGACUGGCCGCCAACCAGAUGUACAGCCCACGGGACGUGAGGGCUAAUGGAGGUUGGCAGGACGCAGCCACCCCGUCCUCCGUGACAUCACCAACAGAAGGGCCCGGAAGCGUGCACUCUGAUACCUCCAACUGAUCUCCGAGCAACCGGACCAUUCCCUGAUCCAAUGGGCUUUCUCCAGCAUUGACCAAUAAGAAAGAAGAGGACGGAUGAGAGGAGGAUUUCGGAAGUUGGGGGUGACGUUGAUACUAACCUAUCUCCUUGUGUGUUUCACUGUAAAACCUUGGGCCUCAGUGUACAGAGGGUGGGGGGCUUGACCCCAGUAGAGAGAUGGUGCUCCCAACAAAGGCCAAGUCCUGCCCCGUGUACGGGCCUGCGUUUGGUCGCCGGUGGCGCGCGGACUGGUGGUGGGAUCGACCUGUGUCUCCGUUGUCCAGGGUGACGGCCGGGGUGUGCAGUUAACACGUGGGGUGGUGUCUGAGGGACGUGUGUGUGGUGGAGGGGCUGCGCGUGGGUGCGCCUCACCUUGGCCUUUGUGCUGGCUCCUCACCCAGCCAAUUUCCCCUUCUCUCCCUCCCCCUACUCCCUCCCCCUACUCCCUCCCCCCUACUAUCCCUCCCCCUCUCUCCCUCCCCCUCUCUCCCUCCCCCUCUCUCCCCACUCUUUCCCUCCCCCCACUCUCACUCGACACUCCCUCCCCACAUGCUCUCCGUCCUCCACUCUCUCCCUCUCCCCCUCUCUCUCCCCACUCUCUCUUCCCCCUCCCCCACUCUUCCCCCCCCUUUCCCCACCCCACCACACUCUCCCUCCCCCCACUUGCUCCCUGUCCCUCUCUCUCUCCCCACUCCCCCUCCCCACGUCUCUGCUUCCCCAUUCUUUCCUCUCCCCCAGCUCCCCCACUCUCUCUCCCUUCUCCCCCACCCAUCCCCCCACCCCUCUCACUCUCCCCUUCUCACUCCUCCCCCUCGCUCUCUCUCUCCCUCCAGCCCUCUCUUGCCCCACCACACUCUCUCUCUGUGCCCUCCCUCACUGUUUUCGUCCUGCACUCUCCCUUUCUCUUCACCCCUACUGCAACCACCUCACUCUCUCACCCCCACUGUUACCCCCACCACUCUCUGUCCCUGCACGCCCCCCUGUUCUCAACUCCCCCUCCCCACGCCAUUUUGCUGUCCCCCUCUCACUGGUUUGUCCUUAGUAGUUUGUUCUCUAAACUGGACAGAAUUUUUAGUUUUCCAAGUUCAGCGAUGGAAGGGAGUUCACCUGCAACCUGGCUACAUUUGGGAAUGAGUCUUCAGGCUGAAGAUGUUCUUUGUCUGUGGUAUGUGCAGGAGUGUGUGUGUGUGUGUGUGUGUGUGUGUGUGUGUGUGUGUGUGUGUGUCUGUGGAUCUAUCAUAUGUCUGUGUAUGUGCCCAUUUCUGUGGUGUGCAUAGCAUCUGCUUUUGCACCUAGUGUGUGUUUCUAUGGCAUCUGUGUGUCUGACGUGUGUGUGUACGCACACGCACGCAUUGCUUCUGUGGUGGGUGAGUGUAGUAUGUAUGUGGUGGUUUUUCCUGCGUGUGUGUGUCUGGAGUGCUUUCUGCAUGUGUGUGUGGUGUGUUUUCCGCAUGUGUGUUUUCUAUGUGUGUGUGGUGUUUUCUGCAUGUGUGUUUUCUGUGUGUGUGUUGUGUUUUCUGCGUGUGUGUGUGUGUACGCAUGUGUGUCUGUCUGUGUGUAGUGUAUUGUGUGUUUUUUUUGUGUGUGGUGUGUGCUGUUUGGUACAUGGGUGUGGUGAGUGGGUGUGUAUGAAGCCAGUGGGAUUGACAACCUCUGUACCCCGUCCAUCAGGGGCAGUGUAGGGUUUGUAGAUGCAGGGAGAAUAGCUUACAGGGAAAAUUAGUUGUGAGGGGGGAGGAUUGCUCUAUGAGCCAGCAGGAGCUUGACAGACUGACUGGCCUCCUGUGUUAGUUCAGACCCGUGACCUCCAGCCCUGAGUGAUUUAGGGGACCCUCUCUCACUUUGCCACACCCGGGCCAGAGAGCUAGGAGCUCCCCACCACCCAGUGUUUGGGACCCACAGAAGUUGUGCCCAGCCCUUUACUACCUGUCACUGCCGAACCCCCAGGGUCAUGUCUCCAGUCCCACCUCAUGGUUGCGGCCCCCUGAACGAUCAGAGGAAAGGUUAUUUCUUUGACCUAUUUCUUAUCGCUUGUUGGUCACUCCAACGUCAUUGGCUGCUCCCCUUCCCUGACAGCUGAGAAUCGACCAAUCAGGUGGCAGAGUCUGUGAGAUGUAAGUGAUGGACGGGUGUGGCAGCCAAUGGUAGAUGUGGAGUAGGUGAGGCAGGCAAGUGCAUGUUGGAGUGCUGAGGCCCCACCGAACCACCCUCCCACACACCCUCCAACCCUCGGCUUCCCCACAGGAUCACCUCCCCGGUGGCUCCGUGGGUAGCGCCGCUGCCUCACGGCUCCAGCGACCCAGGUUCGAUCCCGACCUCUGGCACUGUCUGUGUGUGGAGUUUGCACGCUCCCCCUGUGAAAGCGCGGGUUCUCCCCGGGCGCUCCGGUUUCCUCCCACGUCCCAACGAUGUGCAGGUCAGUGGGUUAAAUGGCCGCUGUAAAUUACCGCCGGUGUGUAGGUGAGGGAUAGAAUUGACGUGAAUGCAGGGAGAAUACCUAACAAAAUAGUGGGGGAUGGGGGGGGUUAGGAUUGCUCAACAGGCAGGAGCUCGACAGGCUGAAUGGCCUCCUGUGUUGGAAGCAGGUAUGGAGCCCUUGAAGAGGAGCAGAAAUCCCUUGAGCUCUUGCAUCGGCCAAACGUGUGUCAUCUUGUCCAUCGCCCUUCCCUCCAAACCUCCUCCUUCCACUGAGGUCGAGGGUACCGGAUUUCGGAAGGGAAAUGCUGACCUUCCAGAGCGGGCAUCGACCACAAGGACCCAUCUCUCCACAAACCCCUCGGUGUCACAGCUUUGUAAAGCACCCCAUUUCCCCCCGCAACCUCCCCUGCGGUUAUCAAGAGAAAUCUUGGGCCAAUCUCUCCUCCUCUGAGGUGAACACUUUCACUUUAUACACUUUGCGUUGGGUGGGUGGGAGCGUGGUUUUGCAUUGCCGUGGGUUUCCGGGGAGCAGGGAGAGUCCUCUUUUUCUAUGGGUCUUUCUCUCUCUCUCUGUUUUAAUAUGUUUUUCUUUUGUUUGCCACACAUUGAAGACUAGGGUUUUACAGUGAGGUUUUUAACACUGCGAUCUAGUUGUGCUAACUCGGGGGCACGGUGUAUAUACUGUAGAAAGAAGUAUUUGUACAUGAUUAGCCAAUCAAAAAAAAUAAUAAAAAACGGCUUUAUUACCUCAUGCAAGCUCAUAUAAACCAAUAGAAUUACUACAUGUUUUACCAGUUUUAGAGUGCUCACAUACUACCUCUGACAUUCACACUAGAACAUUUUUUUUUGUUUAUUUUUUCUUUUCUUUGUAAAGUGGUUUUUGAAGUCAGCACAAAAUUGCAGUGUGUAAUGAUUUUAAGUUGAAGGCGCUGAUAAAAAAAAGAUAAUUUUGUCACGGUUUUCACGCAUCCUGGAAUAUAGACAGCGGCAGGCUGAUUGUUACAUAUUAAAACCUGUAAAUCAGAGACCAGUUUUUCAAAUUUUUCAAAUCUUACUUGGAGGGUUUCUGAGCUCAAUGGGGAGAGGGGUCAAGGAUCAAAAUAAGAGAUCGAUUUGAGUUUUUUUUUGUUUGGUCUCUUCUGCAUCUGUUUUGGGUAAAUUGUCAUUAUCGCGCCCCCCCCCCCUCCCCUUCACCCCACCCUGAUAUACGAGCUGUUGGAACAGGCUGUGGUUCGGGCUGUGGCAGCUCUUUGCGGUCAGGUAACUUGUGCCCGUUGCUUCUUUAAAUCUCGCGUGUGGCCCCUUCAACUGUGGAGGGGUGGGGUGUGUGGGUGGUGGAGGGGAGAGAAGGGAACACAGGGCAUUGCCCAGCUGGCUUGCCCAUUGCCCGAUCAGGGCCUAUUCCGUCCUGUUGAGUGUUGAGGUUGUGGGGGGUAGCUUGGGGUUUAGGUCAAGGUGGCUCCCCCUGGCCAAUGAUGCCCCAGAGAGCUGGCAUCCCUGUGCACUGACCUCAAGAGCUCUUAAGCCAUUCAGCCCAUCGAGUCUGCUCCGCCAUUCAAUCAUGGCUGAUUUUCUUUUUCAACCCCAUUCUCCCGCCUUCUCGCCAUAACCUUUAACCCUCCCCCUUACCAAUCAAUAACCUAUCCAUCCCUGCCUUAAAUACACCCAAUGACUUGGCCUCCACAGCCCUCUGUGGCAUCGAAUUCCACAGAUUCACCACCCUCUGGCUGAAGAAAUUCCUCCUCAUCUCAGUUAAAGGGACGUCCCUUUAUUCUGAGUCUGUGCCCUCGGAUUCUGGAUGGAGACAUCCUCUCCACGUCCACUCUUCCAGGCCUUUCAGUAUCUGGUAGGUCUCAAUGAGAUCCCCACCCUCCCACUCCUGACCCAUCGAGUACAGGCCCAGAGGCAUCAAACACUCAUCAUACGUCAAGUCUUUCAUUACUUGGAUCAUUCUUGUGAACCUCCUCUGGACCGUCUCCAGGGCUGGCACAUCCUUCCUUAGAUACAGGGCCCAAGUGAUGGGUGCUGAGCUUUGCUGGGAGUUGAGGGGGUGGGGUCACAGCACGCCUGGUCGCGUGAUUGGUGGCCAGGUUCAGCUUGACCUUCGAACCUCCACUCCCUCGCUUGUGGUUGGCUGGAGGUUCCUUAUUAUUAAGACAGGGCUCUCAGGAUGUCCUGCCUGGUUCGGGAUCAGGUCUCUCUAGGGACAUGGGGGGGGGGGGGAGCGCAAGGAGCAUACCCCAGAUACUAACACCAUCCCCACUUCCUCCUGCCCACAGCUCUCCAGCCCUUCCCGAUUGGAGCUGAACGUAUUCCUUCCCCUCUCGUGUAACUGUGGCCCAGGAGCAGAAUCUUCUGGUUCAGGGCACAUUGAGUUAUUUCGGAAGUGAGUAACAGACUCGCCCGCCGGAGAGCCAACACAGGGCUCGCUGGGUUGAAGGGCAGCCCCUGCACUGUUCAUGUUCCGUGCUUCCCCGCUGAGUCAACCAGGGAGGCCUCUCACCAGUCGAUAGGUCCACCGGGCAAGGCGUGGUGGGUCAGGCAGCCAUGGAGGGGGUUGGGGGCAGUUCAUCACAGGACAGUAGAUCCCAAGUGGGAUCACCCUCUGGGUUACCAAGGUUACAGGGCUUCUAAAUGCGCUAUGACAACCACCAGCGUCCAGGGGCACUGGCGGGCAGUAGCCAGCUAUCUCCGGGGGGCCGUUAUUGGUGUGGCAUUAGGCCAGGGAACCACUUGAAGGGGGACAUCCCCGACGCCACUUCCUGUCAGCUCCAGCGUGUCCACAGAGAGCGUCCGUUACUUAAAGUUAGAUUGUGAACGUGCAGCUCUUGAUUUUUGGAUUGGGUGGGAGAUGGGGGAGGGAGUAAGUGUUGUGAGUUGGCCAGUUGAGAUUUUGUGCAUUGGUGAGAUGAUUCCUGGGAAGUGUGGGGGGGGGGGGGGGGGGGGGGUGGUGUAAGAGCCGAGAGUUAGUUCCCACACCAGAGAGUUGUUUCCCACAUCCGAGAGUUUGUUCCCACACCCCUCCGUUCCACAGCAACUUCAGUCAAAGCCGAGCAACUGGCGUUGGAAGUCGAAACAAAAUGGCCAACUUAAAAUGGCGGCCACGCCUCAUGGCCUUAUAUGGGAGCCCCAUGCCGUCCUGGGAUCUCGAGCCUUUUCUUCCCCAGCCAAAAGAAAGGAAACCGGGUGGGGUGUGGGGGUGGGGGGGGGGUUGGUUAGGUGGGGGGAGGGCGGUGAGGUAUGAGAUUUCCCUCGCCAAUCCCAAAAAGCCGUAAACUGGCUCGAUGCCCCUGAUUGGGUGGGAAGAGGUCCAAGUUUGAACAUUGCCUCAACUUGGGGCCCCAUCGGGUUAGAUUUGAAACUCCUAACGGUUUCUGAUUUUUAAUUUCUAUUUUGUUUAGUCAGUAUUUCUUUCCCUCCUGUUUCGAUGUAUUCUCUGUUAUGCUUUACGAUAUGAAUGUGCACAUUUUUUUUUGUAAAGUAAAAAGAAAAAGGAAAAAAAAAUUGGCCGUGAUGGAGAAUGGGCUGUGGUCUGGGGCUUUUUCCAUUUCAAGUGGUCCUUGCAGAGAGACAAAAGGGGUACUUGUGGUACAGGAUGAUCCCUGGCCUCAGGGGCAAAGAGAGCUUUGUGGUGUUCGAGUCCACACCUACUCUGCCCUCCCCACCCCUCCAGCCAGACUAUCAACCCUCUCACUCUCCACAGGUACUGUCCCUGGCACCUGCCCCAGUCACUGUGUCUUGUGGACUGAGGGGCAAGUAGAUGGAGGACUCCUGUGGAAUUGGAGCCCAUUUUUGGUGACUUUUGGAAAGUAAAUCUCCCGGAGACUGGAGGUGUCAAGGAGCCUUGAGCAAGCUGUUUGCCAAAAGUCAGGUUGGCUUUGUUUUUGUUUUAAGAUGACAUUUUGUAAAGGGGUUUGCCGAGACCAGGAGUGUCUCCUCCAGUGUUAUGCUGCCAUUCUGUGCUGCUAAGUAGCCAUGAUUGCUUUCAAUAAACUUUAUUGUUCCAUGCAA
Molecule: messenger RNA, 7926 nt
Organism: Pristis pectinata (smalltooth sawfish)
Lineage: Eukaryota; Metazoa; Chordata; Chondrichthyes; Rhinopristiformes; Pristidae
Product: pre-B-cell leukemia transcription factor 2-like
Exons: 9
Coding region: 115-1479 (454 amino acids)
Biological process (GO): regulation of transcription by RNA polymerase II; embryonic organ development; eye development
Cellular component (GO): nucleus
Molecular function (GO): DNA-binding transcription factor activity, RNA polymerase II-specific; RNA polymerase II cis-regulatory region sequence-specific DNA binding
Source: RefSeq, a predicted model, not a curated record